Mollisia scopiformis is the source of this 601-nucleotide messenger RNA. RefSeq lists its product as uncharacterized. The record is from RefSeq and is a predicted model, not a curated record. Lineage: Eukaryota; Fungi; Ascomycota; Leotiomycetes; Helotiales; Mollisiaceae. The transcript has a single exon. The coding region runs from base 142 to 513 and encodes 123 amino acids.
GAAGACUUCUUUGUGUAUAUCAUUCCUCGUUGCUGGAUUUCUGGUCAAUAUGUCCUCUACAGUAAGGCUCAGGACUUGCUAAUUCACCAAGCUGCUAACAUCAAAUAGGCUCAAAUUCCCAUCAGCCAACUAGUCCGAUCCAUGAAGAUUGAUCCUGAAGGAGUAUUCAUGCUCGGAACAGACGGUGUUCUUCGCUCCUUUGACGAGAAUCAUAUGGUACUUGAUGCUGUUGGCUUGUCACCAGAACAGAUCAAAGAGAUGCUUGAUCAACAUCCCUGGGACCAAGAAAUAGAAGACAAAUAUCGUGGUGUGGAUGGUACCAAUGUGGUCGAUAUGAAACAACUAUACGAGCCGGAUGAAGACUCGAGACCAAAGGAAUUGACGGAGGAAGAGAUGCGACAAGCAGAGGAGGAAAUCAGGGUUCACAACGAGAAGCUCAUGCAGCAAAUGGAACAGGAUGAGAAGGAUGGUGUGGAUGUGGCUGAGAAGUAUAGGUCGAAGAGUAAUUACUAAUUAGGACCAAAGUAGAUGAAACUUUUCAGCUCGACUUUUCGGGUUGAGGAGGGAAAUCAGGGCAAGCAAGACGGCGUUGGACAUGAGA